Molecule: messenger RNA, 1933 nt
Organism: Alosa sapidissima (American shad)
Lineage: Eukaryota; Metazoa; Chordata; Actinopteri; Clupeiformes; Clupeidae
Gene: rnf214
Product: ring finger protein 214
Exons: 14
Coding region: 149-1744 (531 amino acids)
Molecular function (GO): ubiquitin-protein transferase activity
Source: RefSeq, a predicted model, not a curated record
ACCCGGAAGUUUAUAUGCCACAGUAAUGCACCUUGCGAUAGCAUUUAAGUACACGACUACUGACACUCACACUAUUUAAUUGCUGUUACUGCAGAACCAAAAAUAUGCCCUUGAAUCUCCAUUGAAAUUUUGUGGCGUUAACCUUAUCAUGAAGAACAAAAGCGAAAUGGCAUCGUCAACCACUCCUGAAACAGAGAAGAAAAUGCUAUCGAGUUCUCUAAUGGAAGAGAAAGCGGUCAACACCGACCCGGAUUGGGAAACCAAGAUGAGGUCGCUGGAAGAGGAGACAAAAAUCCUGACCCUGGAGUAUCGGGACCUCAAAAAACAGCAGGAGUCUGAAGCGUUGGAACAUAAUCUGAAAGUCAAGGAGCUAGAGCGAAUGACCAAUGACAAAAAAUGUCAGCAUCAGACACUUUUGGACAAGUUGGAUUCCCUACACCUGAAACUGGAACAUAGCAACAGAAAGGCAAACCAGAAGAAAUUCCUUGCUAAACAGGAAGAGCUCCUCACAGAGUCGCGGCAAAUGGUGGACAAGGGAAGAAGUCUGAAAGUGGAACUGGAGGAGAAGAAAGAAGCGCUGGAUAUGCUAGAGAAAGAACAUUCACUACAGAAAGAAACUUGGGAACAAGAGACGGCUGAUCUUCGAAAAGAGAGGGACAGACUGAAGAAAGAGGUAGAGGAGGGCAACACUAAUGUCCUGAGAGAAGAGAUAGAAGCACUGGAGUUUCAGAGAGAGGUUUACAUAAGUGAACUGGAAGAAUGGUUGGCUGAGGCCGAGAAGCAUAUUCAGUCUCUGAGGAUGAACCCAUCGUCAGAAUAUCGGCAUCAGAGUCUGGACUGGGAGAGGAAAGUAGCCACUAUUCGGAAUGCUGUGUUCAGCCUACAGGAAAAGUUUAACAUGAUGAUCCAGCAGAUUGAACGGGGUCAGACACUAGAGGACCUUCCUCCAGUGGCCCUUCCCUCUUUACCAGAAGUCCCAAUGCUGCUCUACUUCAGCCAGCCCACCUACCAGCUCCAAGGCCAACACUAUGGUUUCAUGGGCAGACCACUGCCACCACAGAUGCCACCGUACCGCCCACCUCCUGUGCAUAUGGGCCAUCUUGGCCCCCCACCACAGUCCAUGGGCAUGACAGCGUUGGGCCCGGGUGCCCCAGUUGGAGCUGCCUCGCACCCCCUCCUCCCUGGCGCGGCACCCGCACACAGAGGCCUGGCUCCGGGGUAUCCCAGCGCAGCGCCACAGAGACAGGCCACUGCACUGCCACCUGGCUCCACGGCCUCAGCUGCUGCUGCUGCUGCUGCUGCACCCACCCAUCCCCCACAGCCUUCCCAGCUGGACAAAGUGCUACAAAUGUUGGGAACUCGCCUACCGACGAGGACGAGGGCAGAGCUCACCACUGCCCUGCAGCAGAUCAAGUCUGCACGCGGCACCUUGUCCGGCAUGGCCAUGGAGGACCUCUGCCAUCAGGUGGCAAAGAGGCUGGAACACAGCCAGAAACCUGCCAUGAGACCCAUUGGGCAGCCACCUGUGGGCACUCCUGCUCAGAAGCCCGCAAACCUUCUGCAGGGCAUCCAGGCACCACCGCAGCGUCCACAGCCUGUAGUUCAAUUGUGCUUAGUGUGCCAGGGCCAUGUAGAUGAACACAGCCGAUAUAAAAUGAGAUGUCCCCACAUCAUUCAUACGCAGUGUGUCCGUGUGUGGCUCCAGUCCGGUACGAAAAAGGAAUGUCCCAUCUGUCCAGACUAAAGGGCUUUAUAUUUAACACACACACACACACACACCAUUAUGAUAAUGCCUCAUGAUGACAUACUGCUGAACUUUUUUUUCUACCUUUUGAAAUGUGCUGCUAUAUCAGAUGAUUCAGAUGAAAAAAAUUGUAUAUAACCUUUUUGUAUGAAAAUGUUGACUACGAAUAAAUUCCUGGUGCUGAGGUAA